This is a messenger RNA of Moneuplotes crassus, 967 nucleotides long. NCBI's taxonomy places the organism in Eukaryota, Ciliophora, Spirotrichea, Euplotida, Euplotidae. The record is from the annotation of a GenBank genome assembly.
UUUAAUUGAUAAAUUAUAGUGUAAUGGAAUCAUCAGAGAAAUUAUUGGUAGGUGAGAACUUAAAGGAUAAAACUGAGCUCAAAAUUCUUCAUAUUACUGAUUUGCACACCGAUAAGCAUGGCAUGGAUAAAAUGCUCCAGUUCAAGGAGAAAGUUAAAGAAGAAUCUAUAUACUAUGAUAUCAUUUUGAUAUCAGGUGACAUGCAGAGCUAUAUGAUGAAAGAUUGGGAAGAUCCAAUGAUUUGCACUAAAGCAUUGCAAGAGAUCACAUCUAUUCUGACUUACGCUCAUUCUAUAUGUCCAAAUGUGUAUUAUAUUCCUGGGAACCAUGAUCCUCCAGAUUUGUUCUGCUGUGAUGAUACUCCUCGACCAAGCUUGAUAAAUUUGGAGCCAGAUAUGCAGACAAUUCAGUUUCAACUAAAGGAAAAUUGAGAGAAUAUCCAUGGUAGAAUUGUGGAAGUUUGUAAAGGUCUCAAAAUAGCUGGCUUUGGUGGCUCCAAAGAUAAUAUUAUCGUUGAAGAUGGAAAAGAUGUAGAUACAAUCUGGGAACCAUAUCCUUACAAAGAUGAAGAGGAAUUCUCAACCUGCCUUAAUGCUCUUAUCAAAAACCUAAAGAAGCAACAAGAGGAAGAGGAUUUCCAGACAAUCUUGAUGACUCAUAUUGGUCCUAGAAGUUCAGAAUCAACAAUAGAUAGAGAGUUUUGUGAUAAUGAAAUUCAUAUGGGUUCUGAAUCUAUAGAAGAUUGUAUGAAAGAUCAAGAAGGCAAGAUAUUAUGCAAUAUUCAUGGACAUAGCCAUGAGUCAGCCAAGAACACUGAGGUGCACUCUAUUCCAGUUAUAAACUCUAAUGCAUUCUUCCUUGGGCAGUAUGGAGAGAUUUACUUUAAAAAAAACUCAACCACAGAGAAAUGGGAACUGGAGGAUAUUAAGUUCAAAGAAUUUUAAUUUCAACACUCAGAUUUUCUCAA